This is a messenger RNA of Asparagus officinalis (garden asparagus), 2193 nucleotides long. Its product is annotated as arogenate dehydratase/prephenate dehydratase 2, chloroplastic-like. Gene Ontology annotation, molecular function: prephenate dehydratase activity; arogenate dehydratase activity. Gene Ontology annotation, cellular component: cytoplasm; chloroplast. Gene Ontology annotation, biological process: L-phenylalanine biosynthetic process. The coding region runs from base 527 to 1603 and encodes 358 amino acids. The transcript has 12 exons. The record is from RefSeq and is a predicted model, not a curated record. Lineage: Eukaryota; Viridiplantae; Streptophyta; Magnoliopsida; Asparagales; Asparagaceae.
UUAAAUCGAUCUUUUGCUGGAAAAGAUUCGAUGUUUAUUGUGCGUUACGCUGCGGGCCAAAUAUCAUUACUGUUGGAAAAUGAUAUUUGGCUGUGGUCCCGUCGUACUGUAGCGGGUGGGGGGGCAUGCUGGUUGCGCGACGCCCCCGCUAGCCAAGUAGCAGGGCAUUUACUAUUAAAUGCAUGAUAAAUUUGAUAUUAAAUGCAUGAUAAAUUUAACAUCUUUGAGUUAACUUAAACUGCCCUAGUGCGUCUCAGAUUGGGAUCCUCUACUAACGAGUACCCUUCCUAAAAUCUCCUCAUGAUAUUUUGGUUUUUGAUUUAUCAAUCAAAGGUCAUAAUCUCCUCGUAAAAAAAAAUAAAAGGAAAAGAAUGCGAUCUUAACCUUCGAUUGAUCAAUCAAAGGCCAACAUGGUGACUAGAGGAUCCCAAUCCGUGCGUCCCACCAUCGUACUCCAUCCCCGCUCCCUAUUUAAUUCCCCAAAUCUCAAAAACCCUCUCCAAAACCCUUAAAAAAAACCCUUCAAAUGGCGCCCAAGGCCGAGAAGAGGCCCGCGGAGAAAAAGCCCGCCGUCGCCGUCGAUGCCGACGAGGAGCCCAAGGCGGAGAAAGCCCCCGCCGGCAAGAAGCCGAAGGCGGAGAAUUAUAGGCCUUUGACAAGUUCAUAUUUGUCCAAUUCUGGUAAUGGACCUCAGCUCAGAGUUGCUUACCAGGGUCUUCCUGGUGCUUAUAGUGAAUCUGCAGCAGCAAAGGCGUACCCGAACUGUGAGGCGGUUCCCUGCGAACAGUUUGAAAGUGCCUUUGAUGCUGUUGAACGUUGGCUUGUUGAUCGUGCAGUGCUUCCAAUAGAAAAUUCAUUAGGUGGUAGCAUACAUCGCAAUUAUGACCUUUUACUUCGCCAUAAAUUACAUAUUGUUGGUGAAGUGAAAUAUGCAGUACGACAUUGUUUACUAGCCAACCAUGGUGUGAAAUUACAAGACCUGAAAAGAGUUCUCAGUCAUCCACAAGCUCUUGCCCAGUGUGAGCACACACUAACGAAGUUGGGAGUUGUUAGAGAAGCUGUUGAUGAUACAGCAGGUGCAGCACAGUUUGUGGCUUCCAACAAGCUUCAAGAUGCAGGGGCAGUUGCAAGUGCAUUAGCCGCUGAGAUCUAUGAUCUGAAUAUUCUUGCUGAGCAUAUUCAGGAUGAUACUGAUAAUGUCACUCGCUUCUUAAUGCUUGCACGAGAACCCAUUAUUCCAUGCAUUGAUAGAAUGUUCAAGACAAGCAUAGUUUUCUCCUUAGAAGAAGGGCCUGGUGUUCUUUUCAAGGCACUUGCCGUUUUUGCCAUGAGAGAGAUCAACCUCACAAAGAUUGAAAGUCGACUUCGGAGUAAAAAGCCCUUCCGUAUAGCUGACAAAGGAGUCAAUGGGCCUCUAAAGUACUUUGAUUAUCUCUUCUAUGUUGAUUUUGAAGCAUCAAUGGCUUCACAAAAUGCUCAGAAUGCCCUUAGGCACCUUAAGGAAUUUGCUACAUUCUUGAGUGUUCUAGGAAGCUAUCCAAUGGAUAUAAGCCACACACGAAGAUAUUUGCAGGCAUAUCAAAGCAGUGGGACCUACUGUUGAUCGAGUAGAGAAUGAAGAUGGAAAGAGCUGCAUGCAAUUGUUAAGAAAAGGAUAUGUUACGACAUUUGAAAUUUUGAAUGGAUCAUAUAGUUAGGUCAGAGCAGCAGAGGGAUGUCAAUUAUCCAGAAUCAUCAUAAUCUUUGGUUUGGAAUUUUGACUUUUUUGCUUCUAAAAUGUACAGCACCUUUGCAGAAUGAAAAAGGAAUGAUCCUUUUUUUUUCAGUAUAACGUGUUCGAAGAAAAAAAAAACCGGGGCGUUGUACUUAUGUCAUCGUGCAUGCUCUAAUGUUAUGCGUAUGAGUCGCCAAACCUGGUAGUAUGAGUUUCUGGAGAUGUUGAAAUCUCAAUGGUUCUAUACUUCUAUGCAAUCUUUAUACUAGGUGGAUAUUUUCGAGAGAGUUUAGCCUUUAUUCUUGAACGCGGAUGGAGUUCUUCCUAUUUAUCGUGGCUCGAUGUCAGGUUGUUGAUUCUCUUUUUAGACGUAUGCCUCUGGAUGACUGAAUCUUAGGACUUUAAGUUCUGCAAUGUAGCCAAAGUGAAAACAUGUUUCUAUAGUAUACUUGAACUCCUCGUUCAUUUUGGUUGCUAAA